Molecule: messenger RNA, 951 nt
Organism: Coprinopsis cinerea okayama7#130
Lineage: Eukaryota; Fungi; Basidiomycota; Agaricomycetes; Agaricales; Psathyrellaceae
Product: endo-1,3(4)-beta-glucanase
Exons: 10
Coding region: 1-951 (316 amino acids)
Biological process (GO): glucan catabolic process
Molecular function (GO): hydrolase activity, hydrolyzing O-glycosyl compounds
Source: RefSeq, a predicted model, not a curated record
AUGAUCAGGGCCGUGCCUCUGCUUGCUGUCUUUUCCCACUCCGGUGUCGCCUGGCAUCCUUCGACGUACAGUCUCCGCAAGGGUAUCCAAGGAGAAUCUUUCUAUGAUGAUUUUGUUUGGGAGAGCAUUGCCGAUCCCACCCAUGGACGAGUAAACUACGUCGACCAAGAAACCUCGCGGUGGCAGAAUCUGACUUUCGCCACUCGGGAUAGUUUCAUCCUGCGAACGGACUCGACCAACAUCAUUCCUACGGACGGACCCGGUCGCAACUCCGUUCGGCUGCGGUCGAAGGAAAAGUUUAAGACUCACGUCUCCAUCUUCGAUGUUCGUCAUAUGCCUGUCGGCUGCGGAACAUGGCCCGCGAUCUGGACCGUUGGAGAAAACUGGCCCCACGGGGGAGAGAUUGACAUUCUGGAAGGAGUCAACGACGAGGCUCCCAAUGCCUCUACGUUGCACACUGGACGAGGAUGCACUAUGCCUACCGAGAAUGGCCCUCAGACAGGUCACCGAAUGUUGAAUAAUUGCGACGCCAGCGUCAACAACAACGUGGGGUGUCCUGUCGACUUCCCCAGUCACGACAGCUAUGGCCCUGGCUUCAACGCCGCAGGCGGCGGUUGGUAUGUCAUGGAACGCAACGACGACUUUAUAAAAAUCUGGUUCUGGUCUCGCCAAGAUCCCAACGUUCCCGAGGACGUCAAGAACCCAGUGUGGAACGUGGCUCCUUCGAACUGGGGAACGCCUAGUGCAUACUUCCCUGGUGACAGCUGCAAUAUGAGUGACUUCUUUGCUCCUCACUGGAUUGUAAUCAAUCUCACACUCUGCGGGGACUGGGCGGGGACUGUGUACCAGUAUAGCAACUGCCCUUCGACCUGCGUCGACCAUGUCAACAAUAACCCAUGGGCAUUCGAGAACGCAUACUUUGACAUUGCGCAGAUUCGAAUCUACACCUAG